Molecule: messenger RNA, 684 nt
Organism: Polychytrium aggregatum
Lineage: Eukaryota; Fungi; Chytridiomycota; Chytridiomycetes; Polychytriales
Product: HRDC-like protein
Exons: 5
Coding region: 150-581 (143 amino acids)
Biological process (GO): mRNA export from nucleus in response to heat stress; nuclear-transcribed mRNA catabolic process, deadenylation-dependent decay; positive regulation of translational initiation
Cellular component (GO): P-body; RNA polymerase II, core complex
Molecular function (GO): translation initiation factor binding; nucleotide binding
Source: RefSeq, a predicted model, not a curated record
GGUGCUGGUGCCGACGGCGCCACACACCAACGACGUGCCACACACACACACAUCACCUGACCACGGACCUGCCCUUCUCGCCGGCCAUCUGUUGCUCUGCCUCCUCAGCUCUGCUCCAUCUGUCCGCCUGCGAUCUGCUUCGAAUCCACAUGUCGCGACGACAACGAAAGGGACAGAUCGAGGAGGAGGAUGCCUCCUUCCUGAAGCUCGGGGAAGAGUUCAACUCGGCGCCGUGCGUGCUGAUCUCGGAAGUCCGUGUCUUGCUUGAGGGCGCAAAGCAAAAGAAGCUCGAGAACUUUGGAACCGAAAGCGCGGCAGUCUCAGACAUAAUGCAAAAGACGCUGGACUACUGUAGUCGCUUCAGCAAGUUCACGAGCAAGCAGACGGUGAAGGAGAUCCGAGGAUUGAUUCCGAUUCCGCCAUACCAUGAGUUUGAGGCGGCGCAGCUGGCCAAUCUGUGCUGCGAGACCGUCGAGGAGGCCAAGGCCCUGAUUCCAACCCUGUCCCAGCACGACGACGACGAGGUGCAGCGAAUACUGGAGGAGAUGCACAACCUCAAAAAGUUCCAAAUCGCCGACUGAGCGCGCCAGACGUGCGAGUGGCACCCAAGUGAAGCGGGGCAUUGUCUUUUGAGCCAUGAUUGUCCCUGUUCUCAAGAUGCCAAUACACACCCAUUCCACCAUG